AUGAAAACGAACUAUCUUAUAACAUUCAUACUUAUUGUAUUUAUUAAUGUUGUUUAUUCACAAUUGAUUCCACGCAAAGAAACCAUAAAUAUUUGUGAUAAGCUUGAUGAAUAUGUUAAUUCACUUUAUUCAAAUGAACAAUUUCUUAAUUAUUCGGACAUAAAAGCUUGUUAUGAAUCAACACCGUACAAUAAAACAAAAGCAAUUCAGGCUGUGAAAGAAUAUCUUAAAGCAUUUUAUGCGUUACUAGAUCAGGCAAAAGAAGAAUCAAAUCCAGGAUUUGAUUUAAGACCUAUUGAUAUAAUAUCUGAAUUAGAUUUGGUUUUAAACAAUAAUUAUUCAUAUGAAUUUCAGUUUAUUUACGAUGUUGAAAAUCUUAUUGGAGAAUUGAGAGAUGGACACACCACCCUUUAUUCUGACUAUUAUAACAAAUACAAUUUUUAUCAGGGAUUUUCUAUGUACUCGGUGAUUAAAAAAGAUGGAACGCAGCAAAUUAAAGUUUUUAAUGACUUAAAAGAUCCUAGCAUCAAUGAUUGUCAGGUUAUAAAGAUAGAUGGCAGACCAGCGAUUGAUGUAAUUAUCGAAUUUGCAAGAAAUUAUACACAUCGGUCGAGAGAUUUGAGUUCUCGAUUUAAUUCAGCCCUUGCAUCGCUUGCUUUUGGAAAUGGUGAUUUUGGUAUAAGUGGUACAUCAUUCACAUUAAGAAAUCAAUUACCAAAAAGCCCAAGUACUUCUUAUACACUAAAUUGCAAUGGUAAAAUUUCUAAAAUUACUCGAGAAUGGAAAGUUUUUAUUAAAAAUGUGCAAUAUAAAUCUCCUUACAUUACUGGAACAUCAGUCGGAAAAGCAACCUUGAUCUUUGAUGCAUUCGUUGCCAGAUUUUAUGCAUUACGAGAUUUUGGCGUGGUCUUAAUUUCAACUGAAGAUAUUUUAAAUAGUGACUCUACUCUUGAAUAUCGUUUUCUGUCAGAUAUAGCUGUUGGAUUUAAAUUACUUGCCGACAAAGGUAUAAAAAAGAUUGUUUUAGAUUUAAGUAAUAAUGGUGGUGGCCUAAUUUUUGUUGCACACUAUAUAAAUAAACUCUUAUUUCCAAAUAUAAAAAACUUUCCGAUGGAUUUUAAGGUUAAUGAUGUUUCUAUUCCACUUAUCAAAGAAAUUUCAAAGCUUAAAAAAGGAAUCGGAUCUUUAUUUAGUUAUAAGACUUUUAUUUCUGCAAAGACAAACACUUCAUUUGAUAGUGUUACUGACCUUAUUGGAAAUAACACAUAUACUCGUGGUGGUGUUCAGGUUAAAUAUACUUCAAAAGCAUUUUUUAAUAAUACGACACAAUACAGUGGAAUUUUAAAACUUCCAACUCCUCCAAAACUUCCUUGGACUGAAAAAGAUAUCAUAAUUUUGACAAAUGGAUUAUGUCAAUCAUCAUGUGCAAUUAUAACUCAAAGAUUAGCUGAAAUUAAUGUUCCCACCGUAGUCGUUGGUGGAUUUCCGAAUACUCGGUUUUCUUUUGCACAAUAUGCUGUUGGAGCCUCAACAGCUACUACUAAUAUUAAAACUCUACUCAAACUACUUAAAAAUCUUGACAGUUCUUUAAUUUCUAAAUUAUCAUUUCCCCCAAAUUUAACUUUGGGUUUUACUAUAGCGGAAGCUUACAGUAUUAAAAAUCCGAAUGAAGUUAUGGAUUAUGCUUUUAGACCUGCUGACUAUCAAUUAUAUUAUGAUGAGCGGAGUAUUAGAGAUCCGAGUCUUUUGUGGAUACAGGCUGCAAAAUAUAUUGGAAAAUAA
Molecule: messenger RNA, 1782 nt
Organism: Dentiscutata erythropus
Lineage: Eukaryota; Fungi; Glomeromycota; Glomeromycetes; Diversisporales; Gigasporaceae
Source: the annotation of a GenBank genome assembly